Messenger RNA from Brassicogethes aeneus, 6111 nucleotides. The record is from the annotation of a GenBank genome assembly. NCBI's taxonomy places the organism in Eukaryota, Metazoa, Arthropoda, Insecta, Coleoptera, Nitidulidae.
AUGCGACUUUUAAAUGUGACAGGCGUGCUGGGAAAAAGAAGGCGAAGAAAAUACGGAUGCGCAUUAUCGAGUGUGUUUAUGUCUAUUGCAAAUAAAUGGACGACUGUAAGCGUAGGCAUUCGUUUAACGCAAAGGCACGUGACGCGUUUUGAAGCAGAAAGGGACGAAGUGGAUUUCUGCUCGAUAAAAGCCGAAAUAUGGAGCGUGUUUAUAGCGAUCCUGCGGAAGAGCGUCAGGAAUCUGCAAGCGUGUACAGACGUCGGGCUCAUAGAACACGUAUUAAAAAGAUUAAGGAACGCAGACGUUCUUGUAGCCGAUCUUCUUAUCGAAAUGCUUGGUGUUCUGGCUAGCUAUAGCAUUACCGUUAAGGAACUUAAACUGCUUUUCGGGGCAAUGAAAGCCAUCAACGGAAAAUGGCCCCGUCACUCGGCCAAACUGCUGAACGUGCUCCGUCAGAUGCCCCAGAGAACCGGGCCGGAUGUUUUCUUCAGCUUCCCGGGCAGAAAAGGAUCGGCCGUCGUGUUGCCGCCCCUGGCCAAGUGGCCCUACGAAAACGGAUUCACCUUCACCACGUGUUUCAAAACGAGCAAAGGUGUCGGUUACACGGCUCACUUUGUCGGCAACUGUCUGGUGCUGACGUCGAUGAAAAUCAAAGGCAAAGGAUUUCAGCACUGCGUUAAAUAUGAAUUCCAGCCGCGAAAGUGGUACAUGCUGGCCGUGGUUUACAUCUACAAUAGAUGGACGAAAAGCGAAAUAAAAUGUCUGGUGAACGGGCAACUUGCUUCCAGCACCGAAAUGGCCUGGUUCGUUUCGACAAACGACCCUUUCGACAAGUGUUACAUCGGUGCGACUCCGGAAUUGGACGAGGAACGGGUGUUUUGCGGACAAAUGUCCGCAAUUUAUUUGUUCAGCGAGGCGCUAACAACUCAUCAAAUUUGCGCCAUGCACCGCCUCGGACCAGGCUAUAAGGUGCUCUACGACGGAAAACUGUCUAGUGCGAUAGUGUUUAUGUACAAUCCGGUGGCCACCGACAGCCAACUUUGUCUCCAAUCGGCCCCCAAGGGAAAUAUAUCUUAUUUCGUGCACACCCCGCACGCUCUAAUGCUACAAGACGUAAAAGCAGUGAUAACGCAUUCCAUCCAUAGUACGCUAAACUCGAUAGGAGGCAUCCAAGUUUUGUUCCCACUUUUCUCUCAACUAGACUUACCUUACGAAUCGAUCACUUCAUCAGACUCAAAGAGAGAUCCGUCUUUAUGCUCAAAAUUAUUAGGUUUUAUUUGCGAAUUAGUCGAAACAUCGCAAACGGUACAGCAACAUAUGAUUCAAAACCGCGGAUUCUUGGUGAUAUCCUUCAUGUUGCAAAGGUCCUCCAGAGACCACCUGACCACCGAUGUGCUCGGCUCAUUUUUGAGUCUCACAAAAUACUUGGUAACGUGUCUCAGCGUCAACAAUGGCCCCCGGCCCGCCCAAAAGGAUGUUCUCGCCAUCAGGUCGUACAUAUUGCUUUUCUUGAAGCAGCUAAUAAUGGUCGGGAACGGGGUAAAAGACGACGAGCUUCAGAGCAUACUGAAUUAUUUGACGACGAUCCACGAGGACGAGAAUCUGCACGACGUCCUUCAGAUGCUCAUUUCGCUCAUGUCCGAACAUCCGAGCUCGAUGGUGCCUGCUUUCGAUGCCAAGCAAGGGGUCCGCACAAUCUUCAAGCUGCUAGCGUCCGAAAGUCAACUGAUACGGCUUCAGGCGCUCAAGUUGCUGGGAUUCUUUUUGAGCAGGAGCACUCACAAGCGCAAAUACGACGUCAUGAGUCCCCACAAUCUUUACACGCUCCUGGCGGAGAGACUCUUGCUCAACGAGGAAUCUCUGUCGCUGCCGACUUACAACGUGCUCUACGAAAUAAUGACGGAGCACAUCAGCCAGCAGAUUCUCUACACCAGACAUCCGGAACCGGAAUCUCACUUCCGGCUGGAAAAUCCGAUGAUUUUAAAAGUGGUCGCCACUCUGAUCAGACAAUCCAAACAAACGGAGCAACUGCUCGAGGUGAAGAAGUUGUUCCUCUCCGACAUGACGUUGCUGUGCAACAACAACAGGGAGAACAGGCGCACCGUGCUGCAAAUGUCCGUGUGGCAGGAAUGGCUCAUUUCCAUGGCUUAUAUCCAUCCGAAGAAUGGCGACGAACAGAAAUUGUCCGAUAUGGUUUACUCACUGUUCAGGAUGCUCCUCCAUCAUGCAAUCAAGUAUGAAUAUGGAGGGUGGAGGGUAUGGGUCGAUACUUUGGCCAUAGUGCAUUCUAAGUUCAAGCUGCAAUUUGCUCAAAUGUACGAGCACUACGACCGGCAGAGGGCGGACAACAUAACGGACCCGUUGGUCAGGCAGCAGCAUCCGAUAUCGACGAUUUCCGGUUGGGAGCGGCAAAACCACCCGAACCUGGCGAACGGCUGCAACCCGGACGACGAGCGGUGGCACGGCAGCCACCACGAGAUCGAACUGAACGAGAACGACAAGUCCGAGCAGGUGUGCAGCUGCGACUACAACUCGACGCUGUCGGAAAGCAGCCCGGUCUCGUACAUCGCGAAGCACGAGGACAGCGAAGCGGUCUCCUUGGAUUCCAGGACCAGCGAUUUGUACAGCGACUCGCCCGUUUGCAACGGCAUCCAUUUAGAUAGCAGUUCCAGUCUAAGCAGCCCGGAAAAGAACGUGGACUCGGAGAAAAUCGAGAUUAUCGAUGAAAUUUUGGACGAAAUCGUUACCAACUGUGUCGAAUUAAAAAGUAAACUCAAUACGCAUGAUACAAAUCAGGAUAAUGCCGAGACCUUGGAACUGGAAGUCGAAAAUAAAGAAUUUAGUAGUCCAGAGAAGGAAAUCGUUGUUGAUAGCGAUGUUUCGGAAAGAUACCUUACACCAACGGAAGAAGAUGUUGGAGACAGAAAGGAUGAAGAAGAAAGUGCAGUAAGAGUCGCUGAAGAAACAGCAGAAGAAAAAGAUGAAGAGGAAAAUACAGGUGUAAAUAAUUUAAGUAGUGAAGAGGUGGGACAGGGCGACGGUUCGCAAAACGGUGAUAUUAAUAAAAAACUAAACGAUGUGCCAAUUUUAAAUGAUAAUGAUAAAAGUGCUGUGUCAAACAAAGUAGUAGAUGUGGUUCCGUCCGAAGAAGAAGAAGUAAAACUUGUAAAAACUUGUAAAGAAGAAACAGAUAAACUAGAAAGUGAGUCUAGCGAUCCGAAAAGUCUGCGAGAAGCAGACGAAAAGGAGGAGGAAGACGUGCCUUCGGAAAUCAACAAAGAAAAAAUAAUCCCCACCAUUUCCGGUAUCUGUGAUCCCCUUAAUUUUAAUACUACGAGCGAAACUAACGUUGCCGUCGUCCCUGACGUCGUCGAACAUAAUUUACAGGAAAACGAUAAUGACGUGGCGAAAGUGUCGCCGCCGGUGGUCGAGAUUAAACGGCGAGUAAGUCUUCCAUUAGAUCGCACGGAAAUUCAACAGGGUGAUUUCGUCGUCGUAGACGUGGACGGCAAUAAGGUUGUGGGGGCGGGCUCAUCGCCGCAGAAAAGACCGCGUAGCGCCUCCACUUCCACCCAGGUCGACGCCGACCUUUUCGAACCGAAAUUCUGCAAGAACGGCGCCAGUCAGGGCGGCCAGGCGGGCCAAGGGCAGCAAAGACCGAUGUUCAGUCCGGGGCCGACUAGACCGCCGUUCCGCAUCCCGGAGUUCAAGUGGUCCUACAUCCACCAGCGCCUGCUCUCCGACGUGCUGUUCUCCUUGGAAACGGACAUCCAGGUGUGGAGGAGCCACAGCACCAAGUCGGUGCUGGAUUUCGUCAACAGCAGCGAGAACGCGAUCUUCGUCGUCAACACCGUGCAUUUGAUAUCGCAGCUCGCCGACAAUCUGAUCAUCGCUUGCGGGGGACUGUUGCCGCUCCUGGCCUCGGCAACAUCGCCAAACAGCGAACUGGACGUGAUAGAGCCGACGCAGGGUAUGCCCAUCGAGGUGGCCGUGAGUUUUCUGCAGAGACUGGUCAACAUGGCGGACGUUUUGAUUUUCGCGAGUUCUCUCAAUUUCGGCGAGCUGGAGGCAGAGAAAAAUAUGUCGAGCGGAGGCAUUUUGAGGCAGUGCCUAAGACUGCAUGUUCUGUGCGUGUGUCAGGUUUGCACUUGUGCCGUUCGCAACUGCUUGGAGUGCAAGGAGAGGAGCAGGCCGCACCACUCGAUCGCACAAACGGCAACCCACAAUCCAUCUCACAAGGCCUCGCACCUGCAGUCUUUCAUUCGAGGCGUACACAGUUCACCCAAGAACAUUGCGGACAACUUGUCGAGCCAAUCGAGCAGUCCCGUGAAAGACCCGGAAAAGUUGCUGCAGGACAUGGACGUGAACCGCUUGCGGGCGGUGAUUUAUAGAGACGUGGAGGAGACCAAGCAGGCGCAGUUUCUCUCGCUCGCCAUCGUUUAUUUCAUCUCUGUGUUGAUGGUGUCCAAGUACAGGGACAUACUGGAACCGCCUGUUUCCAUCCGGGUACCCAGUCCGGUACCUGCUGUAAGGAGCAACGGAAAUUCGCAUCAUUCCGGAAGUCCGCAAGCUUCUCGUGCCAUUCACAACCAAACAGUGGAAGACGGAGACUAUGACGUCAUAACUGCCUAUGUAAUGGAAGAAAAUUCCAUCCAGGAUAACAACAUGCACUCUGGUCCGCCAUCGAUCAAGAGUAUCGAUUCGAUUGAAGAAAUAAACUCAAUGAACUCCGGGGAUAUGAACAACAUUUCCCUGAACAACGACAUGGAUAACAAAAUGUCCGGGGAGGAAAACUGGACCGACAUAAACCUGAACGAGGAGGGCGACUUAAAAGACGACGUCCGCAACCUGCAAAACAUGUCUAACCGACACGAAAUGAUGGACGUGGAGGGGAACAUCCACAACCACGAAAGAGGCGAGAAGCACCGUUCUGAAAUCUCUGUGGUGCAAGUACCGCACAACUCGGACAUCCUGCAGUCGCAGAUAAAAGCGGACGAGUUGCAUCUGCCCGUCAACAAUUUAGUGGAACACAUUUCCGUGCCGACCCCUUCGAGAGAGGCGUCUCUGACGCAGAAGCUCGAGACGGCGCUCGGCUCCGUGUGUCCUCUGCUGAGAGAGAUCAUGGUGGACUUCGCGCCGUUCCUCUCGAAGACGCUGGUGGGCUCUCACGGCCAGGAGUUGCUGAUGGAGGGCAAAGGGCUGACCACCUUCAAGAAUUCGAACUCGGUGGUCGAGCUGGUGAUGCUGCUGUGCUCGCAGGAGUGGCAGAACAGCUUGCAGAAACACGCGGGACUCGCUUUCAUAGAGCUGAUCAACGAGGGCAGGCUGCUGUCGCACGCCAUGAAGGAUCACAUCGUCAGGGUUGCCAACGAGGCCGAGUUUAUUUUGAACCGAAUGCGCGCCGACGAUGUUUUGAAGCACGCCGAUUUCGAGUCGCAAUGUGCUGCCAGUUUAUUGGACCGCAGAGACGAAGAAAAAAUGUGCGAUCAUUUAAUAACCGCCGCUAGGAGAAGAGAUAACCUGGACGCUUGGGAGGACGACGCUCGAAGGAGAAAACGUUUCGUGCACAACCCUCUGGGCACGACGCACCCCGAAGCGAGCCUCAAAGCGGCCAUCGAGCAGGGCGCCCCCGAGGACGCCAUCUCGCAGGCGAGAGAGGAAUUUCACGCUCAUCUCGCCGGCACGAGAGGGCAGCAGCAGAUGCAGCAGAACGACCUGAUGGACGACAACGAGCUGCUCGCCGACGACAGGGAAUUGGACAACGAUUUGACCGGUCCGGUAAAUAUAAGCACGAAGGCUCAACUAGUUGCUCCAGGUCUGGUGGCUCCCGGAAUGGUCUCCAUAACUUCAACCGAACUGUACUUCGAGGUGGACGAAGACGACGAGGAGUUUAAAAAACUCGACACUGAGUGUUUAACCAAUCCAAGACCACAUAGAGCCGACAAAGUAGCACUAAAAACUGCAUAUAGGUACCAAAAAAAAAGCGUAGAAACGGCAACCCUGGUGCUUACCGAGGAGCAAAUAGACUCCGGCCCACGCAACGUCAUCAUAACAAUUGCACAGCACCGCAAUUAUGCCAUAAAUUACCAGCGCGAGCAUGAAUGCAGAUGA